Messenger RNA from Bacillus rossius redtenbacheri, 3249 nucleotides. It is a transcript of the gene fzr, whose product is annotated as fizzy-related protein homolog. Gene Ontology annotation, cellular component: anaphase-promoting complex. Gene Ontology annotation, biological process: positive regulation of ubiquitin protein ligase activity; positive regulation of anaphase-promoting complex-dependent catabolic process; anaphase-promoting complex-dependent catabolic process. Gene Ontology annotation, molecular function: anaphase-promoting complex binding; ubiquitin ligase activator activity; protein binding. Bases 355 to 1752 code for a protein of 465 amino acids. The transcript is spliced from 10 exons. The record is from RefSeq and is a predicted model, not a curated record. Lineage: Eukaryota; Metazoa; Arthropoda; Insecta; Phasmatodea; Bacillidae.
UGACCUCCUUUCAAUUUUUGGUAGUGCCACCCCUGAUUCCGAAUAGUCAGGAGUAAUGCCAGCAAAGUGGAACUGAAAGGGCAACACACUAUGUGUGUCAUCUGUGUGAGGUAUGGUCAUCGGGAAAAUGCUUACCACAGCGAACAGUUUUAUCAUUUGAUAAGCAUGAGGGCAAAUACAACAGUUCAGUGACUAAUCAGCCACAAGCAAAUAAUGCCAUCAACAAAUUUUGAAAUUAUGUUUAUCCAUCACUAUCUUAUCUCCAGCUUGAGAUGUAAAGGCCAGUUUUGCUGGUAUGUAUUUGGUCAGAGCUCCUGUAGUUAGGCCCAAGGACAGUAGCAGACAGAGAGCAAGAUGGUUGUUAUGCAUUGUGUUGGAUCUGUGAUUUCGAGGAGUCCAGUGAGUGGGAUCCAAAGUGAUAGAUUUAUUCCAUCUCGAACAGGGAACAAUUGGCAGACCAAGUUUGCAAUGAUCACGGAGAAUUGUCGCAAUGGCCAGACCACCAAAAAAGCACGCGAGAAUGGGGAAGGAGGACGUGACGGUCUGGCAUACACGUGCUUGUUGAAAAAUGAACUCUUUGGAGCCAGCAUAGAAGAUAUCAAAGGGCAGUGUGAAGACAAGCAAGCGCUUUCUCCCAGUGGUAAAAAUCUUUUCCAGUUUAUGCCUCCAAUAGCUAAUUUGGCAUCACAGGACUCAACAAACUCAUCAUCUUAUUCCUUAUCUCCAGUCAGUGCAAAGAGCCAAAAACUGUUAAGAUCACCUAGAAAAGCAACAAGAAAAAUAUCUAGGAUUCCUUUUAAGGUGCUGGACGCCCCAGAGCUGCAGGAUGACUUCUACCUGAACCUGGUGGACUGGUCGUCUCAGAACGUGCUGGGGGUGGGGCUGGGCAGCUGUGUCUACCUGUGGUCCGCCUGCACCAGCCAGGUGACGCGCCUCUGCGACCUGUCGGGUGAUGCCAACUCCGUCACGUCCGUCGCCUGGAACGAGCGGGGCAAUCUGGUUGCUGUCGGAACGCACCACGGUUACGUCCAGGUGUGGGACGUUGCGGUCAACAAACAAGUGAACAAAAUGCAGGGCCACUCUGCCCGUGUGGGCGCGCUGGCGUGGAAUGGUGACAUCCUGUCAUCGGGAAGCAGAGACAGACUGAUUUUACAGCGUGACGUUCGGACACCGAGGGUGGUGUCCGAAAGACGACUCGUUGGCCAUAGACAAGAGGUUUGUGGCUUGAAAUGGUCUCCCGACAACCAGUGCUUGGCUUCCGGGGGCAACGACAAUCGCCUGUAUGUUUGGAACCUCCAUUCGCUGUCACCAAUCCAGACUUACACAGAGCAUCUAGCAGCAGUGAAAGCCAUUGCUUGGUCUCCCCACCACCAUGGGCUCCUAGCCAGCGGAGGCGGCACAGCUGACAGGUGUAUACGCUUCUGGAACACGUUGACCGGACAGCCGAUGCAAUGUGUUGACACUGGGUCGCAAGUGUGCAACCUGGCGUGGUCCAAGCACUCGGCGGAACUGGUUAGCACACAUGGCUAUUCCCAGAACCAAAUCUUGGUGUGGAAGUACCCUAGCCUUACUCAGGUGGCCAAGUUGACAGGUCACUCUUAUAGAGUGCUGUACUUGGCCAUGUCUCCAGAUGGCGAAGCUAUUGUCACAGGAGCAGGUGAUGAGACACUCAGAUUUUGGAAUGUUUUCAGCAAAGCCAGAUCUCAAAAGGAGAACAAGUCAGUUCUUAACCUCUUCACGAGCAUACGGUGAAUCUUUAGAAGAGUUUAGGUGCCUGGUGUACCCCAAGACUGUGAAAAAUUUAUUUCUGUAAAGUUUUAACAGAGUACGUACUUUCAAGUAUGUAGAUAGGUGUAAUGAUUGUCAUGGUCAUAGUUUUGUGAUGUUGAACAUGAACAUCAGUGAAUUUCAAGUACUGUUCAUAACAGUUUGUCCAAGGUGCAAAAAAGUAUUUUUUUUUUAUAUAUUAAUCUACAUUCUCCUCUGAAAAGUUAUGUAAGCUGAACAUUUACUUAAACAUAUUAUUUUGAUAUCUGUAAUGGUUGUGUACAUUUUGAUAUUUAUUUAUUGUAAAAUUUCCUAAAUAAUUUAUUUAUACGUACAUUUAAGACAAAAAAUUCUGAAUUUAUGGUACGUAUCUUUUUUGUAUUUGCUCCUUUGUACAACAACAAUACCUGUUUUAAGUAUAAAAAUAAUUGGUAAGUAGAUGCACAUACUGCACAGGUGGCACAACACUACCGCGACAAAAUACAGAAAUGUAUAAUGUGUAAGUGGGCAGAUUUGUGAUUUCUGUCAGUAUAGGUUAAUAUGUGUGCUUCCUUGUCUUACAUUUAAGGCUUGAGAUUGUACCAAAUUAUAUGAUGUGUGUUUGCACACCUGUAUGAGUGCAUGUACUAGAAGGCUCGCCCAACUCUUUCACCUCUAUUAUCAUUCAGACAGUGGUUGCCACACCAAAUGAAAUACAGUAAAAUUGCAAACCAUGAAUUAAUUAAUCAAUGAUAGUAUGAUGGAGUGUUUUCAACUUUGUUGCAGUUCAUUUGCUUAUCACUUCAAACAUAAUCUCUGAGGCACUAUAUAAAUGUACCUUUGUUAUGCUUAUGCUUUUCAGACCAUGUAAAUGUCAUCUCCACAUGUGCAACAUUGCUUCAGUAAAAUUAUAUUUUACUAUCAUGAAAAUAAAUUAUUUAACAUUACAUCUUUAAAAUGAGGUAAAAAUACUAUACUUCCAUAGUGUGCAUCAUUUGCUCCUUUAAUUAUAUUUUGUGUGGCAACUGCAGUUAAAAUGUUGCUGUGAUUGGCAGUGAAGAAGUUAGGUGAUCGAACUGGUACACACAUACACAUUAAUAAUUUUAUCAGUGGAAACUGAAACAUUUAAAAUUUUAACUAAUGAACAGUGCCAGUGAUAAUUUCAAGCAAAGCGUAUGUGCCAGAUAGCUGAAAGUGAUUGUAAUCCCCUGACUCAAAACUGCAGUGGUAAAGAAUGUGAUUUUGAAGAUUAGUGCUGUGCAUUACCAUCAAUGUAGCUUUGAUUUGACUGUGUUUUGGAGUAGGUACAACCUAAUUGUGCAAUAAUACUGCCUAUUACAUUUACAUUGAUAGAAGGCCCUUGUGGUGAUAUGAAUGGUAUAGUUUAAGAGGGUGUUUGACUUUUUUAAAUUUCUGAAGUUUGAAAUUAAAAAAAAAGUUUAAAAUAAUUGCUUACGAGACAAUUUCACAGGAAAAUAUAUUUCAAAAGUUGACAAAACAUUA